Messenger RNA from Brassica rapa (field mustard), 1637 nucleotides. RefSeq lists its product as uncharacterized. NCBI's taxonomy places the organism in Eukaryota, Viridiplantae, Streptophyta, Magnoliopsida, Brassicales, Brassicaceae. The record is from RefSeq and is a predicted model, not a curated record.
AACUCUUCAGAAAAUGCUCGAGGUAUCCACCGUUUGAAGAAUAACAUAGGGUAUGAUUGGUAACGUGGACAGCGGCAACUGGAGUAAAUUAAAGUAAAAAUUAAGUGGAAAGAUAUAUAUUGUUAUUUGUUUCAGCCGGUUUACUCUUGCUUUUGUAGGGUAGAAAAAAAAUGGAAACAGCAAAUAAAAGAUUCAUUUUCUACCGUAAAGGAGUGAAAAAGUAUUUUCACCUAUUUUAUCACGAUGGAUGAUUGGAUGUAAUUGAAUGAAACUGAGAGUAAAAUAUUUUACUCUUAAUUUUUUUAACGCUAAUGAUGUCAUCCAGUUACACUCAUAGUAAAAUAAUCCAAAACUAUCAUAUUUUCAUACUAUUUUUAGAUUUUAACUAAAAAAAAUUAAGAGAUGUCUCUUAAAUAAUAGAUAUAAAAGAAAUUUCUUAACGAUGAACUGUUGGUGAAUAGAGGUCAGAGCACUCAUAACAAAAAAAAACGCUCUCUAGGAAAGGACGAUAGCAAAGGUGAUUAGGGUUUCACCACCCUUUCGCCGCCUUGGUUUCGCCUCACGCGUAUCAACGAGAAACUUCUUCGUCUUCACUCUCCUCCUCUCCGUCCAUGGCGUCGCUGGUAGCAGGUCUAGCUUCCUUUCCACGCCCUCCCUCAGAUCCGCCAGAUUUGUGUUUUAAGUUUGCUCUCCGGUCAAAUCCUCCAGAUCCUCCGGUUCCUCCUGACCCUCCGCCUGAUAUUCUAUCAGUCAUGGGGUUUCUUCAGUUGUACAAUCUCUGGGCCACCGUUGGCUUUCCCCAUAAGUUCUCAGAUCCAAAGUUAUGCUUGACGAUUUCAGAUGGUGGGCUUACUCCCCUAUACCAAGUAAGCUCAGACUCUUUACCCUACGCUUCCGAGUGUGGUUGGAUUAUCAGUGUGUGGGUAGAGCUGGUCUUAUUGGAUCUGAGAUUUUCCGUUCUAGUUCCGACUGUUUCGGUUGCAUUUGGUUAUGCUAUUGUGGCCUUUGUUGGUACCUUUGUGGUCUGUGUAUGGUCCAUUACUGCAGUAUGCAGAUGUUGUCCCUUUACUGCAGUAUGCAGGUUUACUUCCACCUUUGCUCUAAUGGCUUUUGAAAUGACAUGGCAUUCUCUCCUCAUGUGGCAAUUUGGAGUGAAAGUUCUGAAGUUGUGUAUCCUUUCAGCAAAUCUGGUUUGUUUAGGCUCUCUUUGUCCUCCCUAUUCCUUUAAGGAGUGUUUCAUCCUCCCACAUCGAUCACUUGUUAUAAGUGAAAUUGUUAUAGGGAGCAUUGUGUUGAAGAUGGUUCUGUUUGUAGCAGAAGCGAAGAUGUCUAUCGUCUCUCGUUUUGAUGGUGUUAACUGUCUGACCUCAUUGACCAUGGAGGCUUUUAUCCCUCCCCUUUAUUGUUUCGAUCAGGAAUGUCAAUUUGAAGAAGUCUUCUGGUCUGACUUGCCUUUCUCGGAGAAAACGGUGGUUGAACGUGUGAUAUCACCUUUAUCAAGUCUUUGCUUGAGUACUUGUUGUUUAAGCUUUACCAUUUGCCUGUCCAGUAUAUUGGUCUGUGCUUUAGUUUCUUUGGCUCUUUGUAGCCUUGUUGUAUCCUCCACUAGUGGAGUUAAACUCUUUUAAGUUUUAAUG